UAGCUGGAAAUCUUUGCUUCACUCUUUGGACAAAUGUGAAGCUGAUAAAAAAUAUUUCAAGUGCAACUUGUGAAAAGGAAUAAGAAAAUAGAGUUGUUUUGUGUGUGAAACCGUGAGCGUGGCAAAACGAAAAGCAUAGCAAAUGUUGUGCAGGGUUUCAAAUAUAUAGCAACAUUGUUAUAUUCCAAAUAUUAAAUUUAUUUAUAUUUAAAAAAUUGUGCAUUCGUGUGAAAUUGAAGUUAAAAUGCCAAAUGCUAUGGAAACUGAGAGCAGGACGAGUGAGUCCAAGAAACCAUUCAAAGUCAAGGACGUGACGCGCAACAUUAAAAAAGCCGUGUGCGCUGCCACUCUGGAAGAGAUACGCGCCAAGGUGGCGGAAAAAUUUGACAAAUGCGAACAACAGCCCACGAUACAUUUGGACUCCGAUGGCACAGAAAUUGAUGAUGAGGAAUACUUUCGCACGCUCGAUGAGAACACAGAGCUGGUGGCAGUUUUUGCCGGCGAGCAUUGGAUAGAUCCCACGCAUUACGUGACCAUAACAACGCAGCGGGCCACAGCAAAUGGUACCGGGGCCUGCAAUGGGGAGAAUGGCGGCGACACCAUCGAUGCCAACCACUCGGAAUCGGCGCGUAUUCAACAGCUUGUGGGCCAGUUGCAGAAUAAUCUCUGUAAUGUGUCGGUGAUGAAUGAUGCAGACUUGGACUCACUAUCGAAUAUGGAUCCCAACUCGUUGGUGGAUAUAACAGGCAAGGAGUUUAUGGAACAGCUUAAGGACGCGGGCAGACCACUGUGCGCCAAACGCAAUGCCGAGGAUCGUCUCAAUCUUUUGAAGCUACUCAAAGCUGGAGCCAUUUUCUGCUCUGAGCGCUAUCCCGAAGAUGCCGAGGCCAUAGAUCGUGAAAUUGGCCGUCAACUAAAUGAAGCGGAACACGCCCAGACCACAACAACUACAAAUGCGAGCAAUGCACGUACCAUUGAGGUGGUGCAAUGUGACAAUCAGAACACAACGAUAACCAUAACUGUGGCCGAUGCAAGCAGCAGCAACACCGCCAGUCCCACCACCAUCUGCACCGCUACCAUGGACAAUACCAACAAUCCCAAAGUUGCCAAUGACGCUGCUAAUGCGGCCAAUGCGGCCAACGCCAAUGGCGACAUCUGACUGCCCAUUUUGGGCAGACUUCGAUGAAUCCUAGCAGCCCCCGGAAAGGCGCCCAACUAAGGUGGAAGGACCAGCACACUUGGCAAACUCGAUCAAAAACGAAUUGUAAUCAAAGCAAAUUUAAAUCAGUCCUGCAACAUUGGGUUAACAUACAAGUAUUUGUAGCAUGUAAUUAGGCGUCAUGCAACAACAAAUAAAACAUAAACUAAAACAAAAUUGCUUCGUAGCUAGUAAGAGCAAAUGAAAGUUAACGGAAUCAUUAGCAUUAAAUCGACCUAGAGAAAGAAUAUUAAUUAAUGAUAAUAAAAGAAAACAAACACAA
Scaptodrosophila lebanonensis is the source of this 1481-nucleotide messenger RNA. RefSeq names its product DNA fragmentation factor subunit alpha (gene Drep1). Bases 245 to 1159 code for a protein of 304 amino acids. The transcript is spliced from 4 exons. The record is from RefSeq and is a predicted model, not a curated record. Gene Ontology annotation, biological process: apoptotic process; regulation of apoptotic process. Lineage: Eukaryota; Metazoa; Arthropoda; Insecta; Diptera; Drosophilidae.